Patiria miniata (bat star) is the source of this 513-nucleotide messenger RNA. Its product is annotated as lactose-binding lectin l-2-like. The transcript has 2 exons. The record is from RefSeq and is a predicted model, not a curated record. The coding region runs from base 1 to 513 and encodes 170 amino acids. NCBI's taxonomy places the organism in Eukaryota, Metazoa, Echinodermata, Asteroidea, Valvatida, Asterinidae.
AUGAUGUUGCCUAAGCGGUUAAUUUUUGGCUUGAUCAGCCUUCAUCUGAUGAUAGGUUGCACCGGUUUUAACGAGAUGUGUAAGGCCUCCGUUGGUCGCAGAUGGGCAUGCCCUCCCCCUUGGAUCGAGUGGGGUGGCAAAUGCUACACAUCUAUCAUGGAGCAUCUUUCAUGGUCCGAGGCAAAAGAUGAGUGCACCAAGAUCGGAAGCGUCUUGGUCGCGCCACGAUCUCAGGAGGAGACUGAUUUCCUCAUGCAACUAUUGCCACCCGAGUUUUGGAUCAAUUGCAAUGACAUCGUGGAAGAAGGUACGUGGAAGUGCCAGGAUGGUACUGAUGAGGUGGGGUUCAGGAAUUGGGACCCGGUUAAUAGCGAGCCUAAUAACGCCAGAGGUAAUGAAAACUGUGCUGUGACAACCUCAGCUGUUGGGGAAUGGAAUGACAUGCCGUGUGAUUGGCAACGUGCUGCAAUAUGCAAAGCUGCAACCAGCCUGCGCCAAGACUGCACUUUCUAA